AUGCAGAGGAUGGAUCCCAGAGAGGCGGUGUGCAGGAGUCUGUUCGGCCCGGUGGACCACGACCAGCUGCGCCGGGACUUGGUGCUGAAGCUGCGGGAGAUGGAGGAGCAGGACUGCCGUCGCUGGAACUUCCACUUCCAGACUGAGACACCUCUGUCCGGCCGGUUCCAGUGGGAGGAAAUACCCGCAGACUGCGCUCCGGUAGUCUAUCAGGAGGAGGAGGAGGAGGAGGAGGAGGAGGAGGAGGACAGGCUGAGUGCAGGGACGGACCAGGAGAACCGCUCCAGCGUCUCCAAUACGCACAAGUGUCCCGCAGAAGUGACGCCCGUCCGGAGGAAGAGGAUGCUCUCCAAACCUGCAGCCAAGCCUGGAUGCAAUUACGCACGAAUCACAGAUUUCUUUGCAAAGAGAAGGAGGACGACAGAAACCAAAAGCAUCCAGAAUCCUUUCCACACAAGUUCCAGUGAAGCAGCUUCAUGCAAAACGAUAAGGUGA
Anoplopoma fimbria (sablefish) is the source of this 495-nucleotide messenger RNA. It is a transcript of the gene cdkn1ca, whose product is annotated as cyclin-dependent kinase inhibitor 1Ca. NCBI's taxonomy places the organism in Eukaryota, Metazoa, Chordata, Actinopteri, Perciformes, Anoplopomatidae. Gene Ontology annotation, cellular component: nucleus. The record is from RefSeq and is a predicted model, not a curated record. Gene Ontology annotation, biological process: regulation of cell cycle. Bases 1 to 495 code for a protein of 164 amino acids. The transcript is spliced from 2 exons. Gene Ontology annotation, molecular function: cyclin-dependent protein serine/threonine kinase inhibitor activity.